AACUUCGUGCAGUCUUGUAUCUGUCAAGGACCCUUAGGUUAGGUAAGAUCGACCCUGCUACGUCAGAAAAAAAAAACCGUCAUUGAAGCAUCAUGGAGACUUCUAGGGAUACAAUACCGACAUUGCCAUCGGUAGAGUACACAAGAACCAAAAGAACAUUCAGACGAACCCCCCAAACCUUUGGUUAUUCCUUCUUGGAUGUUCUUAAAUAUUAUACUGCAACCGAUCCUGAUUUGAUUUGGGGACCGUUCUACAACAGGGUUCGAGCUGCACGGCAUAAUGCCCGAAAUUCAAAGAGCGGUUGGGCGCCUUUUGGUCUGAGCACUAUAUGGGCUGGGAUCCCGGAAACUGUACAAACAAGACCUGGGGCUAUAGUAGGAUUCGUCAACUGGCUCACAGGGAAUGAUCCCCGUCCUAGCCUCACGCCGCCACCCAGCGGCACAUGGGGAACGACGAGAUCUUCCACCUCAACAGAGCCUAGGACGACAGUCGAAUCCUGGCAGCGAGAGGUUAUGAGCAAGGAGGACUGGAGCCCAUCCCGGAUUGACUUUACCGAAUGGUACGGGCGGCUCAAGCACCCCGCGGACUACGAUGACGACUUCUACCGCACCAAUUACCGGACUCUAUAUAAUAAGAUCUGUGAAGUUGCCGAUACAUGGUUCGGGGCUGAUGUCCGUCUCGAAGACCUGCGAGACACCAAGGAAGAAAUCUCAGCCUGGCAGGUGCCUAUGACGGAACAAUUCAUAGAGUAUGCGCGUCUCGUGGCUCAUGAAGACAGCGGGUACGUCGAGUGGAAUGAGAUCCUAAAUGAUCCUCGUCACCGCAAGUGGCUCUGUGUCGGCAUCUUGGCACAGAUCAUUGAGAAAAAGAUCUUCAGCUCAUUGCUAUUUGGUGCCUCCGAUCCAUUCUCAGCUGAACUAGACCGACAUGACACUCACUGGGCAUUUCAAGAAGGCUUUACACGCAAGGAAGGUCGUCGCCAGAUUGCGCGCGCAGCAGUUGGUACUGAAUUGGUUCCCGAUCGUUUCUGGGACUCGGUGGAUAUGCUUGCGGGUCAGACUGUUCUCAUCUUCCAGCCUCUUCUCUCGCUUGUAGCUCUCGGCUCAGGGCGUUCCUCCGGUCCGCAGCAAGCCAGUUUCUACCAAGAAAUACACACAAUCCUCGCCAUGGCUGGGUACUUCCAGGUGUGCAUGGCCAUCUCCCCCAGCAUCUUCCACAUCCUGUCCGCGUCGCCGGGCUCGCGAUUCCAGUGGGAGGAGGAGGCGCACGCCGACUCUACUAUCUACCAGCACUCCAAAGGGUUCCACCAGAGCCACGAGGACCGCUGGCGCGUCAUCGCUGAGCUCAGCUCUAAUAACCAGAACUCCACGGUCACCAAGAUCGUGGAGUCGAUGGGCGACUUAGAGGACUCAUCGCAGUACCAGCCGUUCCCAGUCAACGAGAACGAGUACCGCCUAAUGGACCAUCAACGCCGCCGCGGUGGAAAGGUCAUGUACGCCGUCUUCCCCAAGCUGACCCGGUACACGGCCGAGAAUAUCGGCGAGCUCAUCCUCGACAUCAAGCCGGCGCUCACGCGGGAGAUACAGGAGACGGGCGAGGGCACGCGCAUCAACAUUCUCUCCCGGUGCAUGGUGGUGUACUACCAAGGUCUCAUUCACGCCGAGGCAGACGACGGCACAUCUCUCGAUCAGCAUCUCCAGGAAAUCUUGUGGAAGCGUAUGUCUGGAGGCAUCCUGCCGUACUGCCGAUACUACUGGCUCGAAAACGGUAGGGCGGCAUAUUCUUUGGAUUGGCCGUUGUGGCCCUCCUAUGUUGACACAUACUGGCUCUCCUGGGGCUUAUGGGUCUUGGUUUACUCCUUCUUCUGGAAAAACAUCAUGGCGUCGACUCCCGCUAGCGCGGAUGGCAACUGGUUCACGGCAUUCCUUUGGCAAGCUUCCGUUUGGUUCUUGGCAGAGCUCGGUUUUUACCACCUGUUGCUGAAAGCUCCCUGGAGCUUCUUCAACAAGGGAAAUUGGCUAUUCGUUAAGGUUCGGAUCCUCAGCUUCGCCAUGGCGAAGGUUACGCAAGCCCUCCUUGCGUCUAUGAACGAGGACCUCUACCUCCUCUCUAUCCUGGCUGUGCCGUUUGUGUGGUUGGACAAGAUCUUGCUCAACACGCUGCCUAGAGUCGUCAUGACAAUGGCUGGUGUGAUCGACAAUGAAGAUGCCCCUACCGUAUUGGCGCGCUUGUUCUCGAGGAAUGCAACCACUUCUGGAUAAACAAUAGGACAUGGUAUCAGCAGUCUCGUUAACAAUUACUGAAUGACUUGGCUGAUGGGACUACUCUACCGCAUGGUGACAGCUUUUCGGCUUGAACAUAUCGUUUGUACUGGAGUAUAGAAGAAGAGAGGGGAGGCUUAGGAUAAGUAGUUGUGGGAGCGUGGAG
Xylaria bambusicola is the source of this 2427-nucleotide messenger RNA. RefSeq lists its product as uncharacterized. The record is from RefSeq and is a predicted model, not a curated record. NCBI's taxonomy places the organism in Eukaryota, Fungi, Ascomycota, Sordariomycetes, Xylariales, Xylariaceae. The transcript is spliced from 2 exons. The coding region runs from base 93 to 2261 and encodes 722 amino acids.